Molecule: messenger RNA, 8611 nt
Organism: Falco peregrinus (peregrine falcon)
Lineage: Eukaryota; Metazoa; Chordata; Aves; Falconiformes; Falconidae
Gene: TMEM65
Product: transmembrane protein 65
Exons: 8
Coding region: 243-1223 (326 amino acids)
Biological process (GO): cardiac ventricle development; regulation of cardiac conduction
Cellular component (GO): mitochondrion
Source: RefSeq, a predicted model, not a curated record
GCCGGCGCGGGGCCAUGGGCGCCAGCGGCUGAGGCGGCCCGGAGCGGCGCGGCGGGGCGCGGAGCGGAGCGGGGGAGCGCGGUGCGGGGCGCGGCGCCGCCGCCGCUGGCGGGAGCGGCCGCGGGGCGGUGACUGGGCGCGGACUCCCCGGCCCGGUGGAAGGAAGCUGCGGGGAGCGCGGCUCCGGGGACUCGGCGGCGCGUGUUUCUGGCGGCCCGAGCGCCGCGCCCUUCCCCUGCCCCAUGUCGGCGUGGCUCGGCCGGGCGGCGCUGCUGCUGGGGCGGCCGGGGGGCCCCGCCGCUGCCGCCGCCCCCUCCUCCUGCCUGGGCUCGCUGCGUGGCCCGCCGCGCUGCUGCUGCCGCCGCCGCCUGGGUAGCCUGCGGGGGGGCGCCGAGGGGCUGCUCCUCCCGCGGGGGUCGCGGGCGCUGGGCACCCACCCCAAGAAGGAGCCGAUGGAGGCGCUGAACACGGCGCAGGGGGCCCGCGACUUCAUCUACAGCCUGCACUCCACCGAGCGGAGCUGCCUGCUGCGGGAGCUGCACCGCUUCGAGUCCAUCGCCAUCGCCCAAGACCCCAUAUCAGCUAGGGGAAGCUGGCAGCAAUAUGGGGAGACCUGGGCACAGCAAGAACCAACUGGGGCCUGUUCCUCAGCCCAUUCCCAGGCCUACCACCAGAAGGAUGCAGUUCCAUCAACUAAUUGCCCUAGCGCGAAAUAUGACAGGCCACACUAUCUGUGGCCUCCGCUAAUGGCAGAGGCUACAGGGAAACCCAUCUUUUGCUGCGGCUGCUACGCUGAAGGACGGUCCUCAGAGAAGUUGGAGGUUGCACCACCAUCUCCAGGACAACUGAAACAUGUGUUCUUCCACAAUGCAUUACCUUUUGUAGGGUUUGGAUUUUUGGAUAACGCAAUUAUGAUUGCUGCGGGAACCCAAAUAGAAUUGUCAAUUGGAGUUGUCCUAGGAAUUUCAACUAUGGCAGCUGCAGCUUUGGGAAACCUCGUUUCAGAUUUAGCUGGACUGGGUCUUGCAGGUUAUGUAGAAGCUUUAGCUUCACGACUGGGUCUGUCUAUCCCCGAUCUGACACCCAAACAAGCUGAUAUGUGGCAAACGCGUCUCAGUGCACACUUGGGUAAAGCUAUUGGAGUGACCAUUGGCUGCAUUUUAGGAAUGUUUCCUUUGUUGUUCUUUGGAGAUGAGGAAGAAAAACUGGAAGAAAAAAAUUAACCUUUUUACAAGACGUAUACAAAUGUAAACUACUGUACCUCAAUUAUCAAUUAUGCUGUCAAUAUUUAGGAAUUAACAGACAGUAAAAAAAUGUAUAGACUUGGGAACAAAACCUUCAGCAUGUCGUUUUAUGGAAACACUAAUUUAUUGUGGCUUUGUUGUGUUCAGUACUUCUUUUUAUAAGAUAUCAUCUAACUUUUUAUUUAAUUGUAAAUUUUUGAAGUGUUUUCACUUAUGGCAAUAUGUUUACCACUUUCCCUUUGACCUUAUUCUUUAAUGGAUUAUUACUUCAAUAAUCCAUCAUGGAUGACAGUAUCACUCUUUGAGUUGCAUAUUGGUUGCUCAACAGUUGUAAUUGCAUGACAAAGAUUUCACUGCUGUUCAUCAGGUCCUUCAAUGCAGAUUAUUACAGGAGGUUGGUGAUGAGUAAUUUGAAGUCCCUCGUUUUGCAAGAUGACUGGUUGUCCCUUCACCAGCCAUCAAUUUACACUGCAUUUAGGUUAGAUAUUUCAGUGAUCUAUGACAGUUUAGUUUGCCUUUUUUCACAGUUCUGAAUGUCUCUGAAUUAUCUUCUGAGGUGAUCAUUUUAAUGCUUUGACAAGGUAAGUGUUUCCAGUAUAGGCUCUUAAUCAAGUCUGAUUUUUUUAGUGGUGUUUUAACACCUGUACGUCCAUAUUCGUGCCUCUUUUUUUCUUUUUUUUCUUCCCCUUUGUGAACGAUAUUUUGAGAAUUGAGUUGAGAGAUUCUUAAAUUUGUCUUCCUGAGUUUUGAGUGUGGUAUUAAAGAAUUCAGACCAACUGUUUCAAAACCGCAAAUAACUUUUAUUGUUCUGCUUAAAAUAAAGUGUGACUAGUUCAUCGGGUGGAUGAGGCUGGGGAGCACUUUGGAGUGUAAAUAAGUGGAGGCAUUGCAGGUUUGUCACGGGUGGUUCAGUUGAAAAAAAAUGUGACAUCAGUCUGGAUUAGAGGACCUGAUUUGCAGAUUAUAACUUUGUAUUUAAGAUUAAACCUUUGCUACUUUUUUUUUUUGCCGUGAGAAUUAGUAAAGAAACCCAAGCAACAGAAAAAAGGAGACUUGAGGCCUUUUUCCUUUUUUUGCCUUCUGUUUUUGCAGUCUUAUUUGGUGUAUUAUAGGUCUGACAGUGCAGUCACAUUUAACUGUGCUUUUUUUAUACAAUCAUGAAUAAAUUCAUUACAACUGUCGCGUAUUCAUCAUAUUUCAGGAUCAGACUUGCAGGAGCAUAAUGUUAAAUUGAUAACUGUUGAUUAGAGGGGAGGAUUUCGUACCGGUUUAAAUACUAUUUGGAAAAGAUACUAAAAAGAGAGGUACAGCCAGGGCACCUGGAAAGUUUUAUUGCUGGAAUUGUUAGCACUUUUGAAAGCUAUAAAGAAAUGUUUAAAAAAAUAAUAAAAAGUUAAGUCCCCUGGUGACUUUUAUUCGCUAUAGGAAAAGUCUUAUUGUAACGUGUAUGUUUUACAGUGCUCCUUGCUUAUUUCUUGGUCAUAAAUCUGACUUCUCUGUUCUCAUUUCUAGAAGCCCUUUAACAGCAGUACUGAAUCUUUUAACAUCCAUGUUUAAUGAAGGUGACAGUGUUGUAUCUGUUAUUUGAAAAGCAGACUUGGAAAAUACAGUCAUUAGUAGCACAUACUGUACUUUGUAUGUUAAACCAUGAGAAUCUUGACCGAACUGUAAACCUGAAAGAAGUCUCAGCCAGGCAUAGAACACAAAUGCAGAGGAGUUUUGGUUUGCGUUUUCAAAGUUGAAGGCUUUAUUAAAAAAAAAAAAAAAAAACAAAAAACAAGAAACCCCAACCAAAACAAAAAAAAAAAACCCCACAAAAAAACCAACCAAACCAAAGAAACAAAAAAACCCCUCCAACCACAAAAGAUAUGCACAAAACCCAGUUCCGCUAGAAAAUUAUGCGCUCCUUCCCCAACAGAUUGCUGCUGGUUUACAGUACCUCAGUGAUCAGGCUUUUUUAGUCAUCCACACAUUUGUUUUGCCUUAAACUCGUAACGUUUCUUCCCCUACAUGUACUUUUUGUUUCUGUUAUGUUUCUAUACAAAGCUGUAAGUAUUUCCCAUAUGUUCUUUGAAGUACGUAUCAGAACAGUUUUGCAUAGCUUUUUUGUAGCAGUUUUUACAGUAAUGCCAACACUUUCCCAUUACGGUACUGGCAUCUUCAUUGGAAUCUUCCAGCAGUGGCCAAAUCUCUGUUCUUUGCCAUCGUACCAACUGGAACGCUGUUUCCAUCACUUUUUUAAGAGCUCAUGAGAACAAUCAGAAGGCUGUCAGCUGUCAUAGUAGUGUUAAUUUUAUAAUGGCAAUAGGAGAGACCAUGUAUUCUUGUUAAAUAGCUUGUGCAUGUAAAUUGAGUACGUUCUGUUACUGUAUGUCAAACUAUUGUACUGCAACCAAUGCUUUUGUCAAAUUAAUGAACUAAAAUAUCUUUGAAGAAAUUAAUCAUGUGUCGUCUUGUUAAACUAUUUAGCUGACCACAAAAACGUGGAGGGCAAGUGACACAUGGUAAGAUAUCUUGGGUGUUUCAGGCUGUUGUCUGAUACUGUAAUCAAGAAGGUGACUUCUGGAGUUUCAACAUUUGACAAAUGUGAAGAAAUAACUUGUGAUUUGAGAGGAACAGUGGCUUUGCUAGAGGCUGAGAGAAAGUGCUUGUUGGGGCCAAGCUGCCACCCUGAAUACAGUAAGGGUAGCUUGCUUUGCCUGCAGGAUCCAUUCUUGUGUGGAUGGUGGUGCUACUUCAUGUGGAAGGGAAGAUCUGUGCCUGAUCUGUACCGUCUCCUCAUGAGGAGGGUGGGUUUUCCUGGAGUAUAUGGAUGAAGGUAAUCCCUUAUGCUCUGAUCAUGCUUUUUAAAACACGUAACUGAGAAGAGAGCACUAACAAAAUGCUCCUCUGUGUUCUGUUGUCUCCUCUUUCCUUGAUAAAAGGAAAACCAAACACUACAGGCUUGUUCAGAGACUUCAGUAUGGCUCCAUUUUUUUUUUUUUUUUAUUCUAUCAGUUUGUCCUGGGUUAACAGGGAUCUUUCACAUUAAAGGGCUGGUAGACCUGAAAUUGUGUUUAUUUUAAAAUGCUGUCUUUUAUUGUAACUUAAAAUAUAAAUGUAUUUUUGACUGUAUGUUAUCUCUAGGGACAAAGAACAUGCAUCUGAUUAUAUGGUUAUGCAAAUCUUCUCGCCAGUAUUUUCUCAUGCAUGUACUUUUACAUAAAUUAUUUGAAAUCAGACAACGUGCUUUGUAUUGUCUUUAAGUCGUUGAACUUUCUGUAAACUUUUGUACUACAGCAAAGCUGUUCUGUGUUUCUUUAUUAGACUAGAUGCUGGAGGGGUAUUCUUAAUAAUAUCCUGUGGGUAUUCAGCCUCAGUUACACAAAACAGGAAUUUAUUAUUUAAGUUAUAAGCAGGUGGUCCUUUGUCAUUGUCAUUGGAGAUACCACCGUGGGGUGGUACUUCUGUCUCUUCGUGCUUGGAAGAGCGUGAUUUAAACAAUUAAAAUAUUUGCAUGGUAAAUUGGUGGCAUUUGUGAUUCAUGUUAGUCGGAAGUCCACUUGCACUUGAAUUUAUGGAAUUAACUGAGGUUUUGUAUGCAAACUAAGCCUUUUUGAACUUUCCUGAACUUCAGAGAUCCUCACUUUGUUUUAUUUUUUCCACUCCUUGUUCAGUCCCUUCUGUGAAUGUCUGCAUAAAGAAGUGCUGUGAGUAAAACACCUGUACUGGAAGGAUGGUCUCAUCUCAUUUUGACAACGUGUAUAGGUUGGCUGUUAUUUUACUCUAUUCUAAUUGCACUGUGUAGUAGAACUCUUAAUACUGUUCCAAGAGCCUGUCGCACUUCUAACCAACUUGUUUCCUUCUUCUCUGAUGUUUUACAUGGUCUAGUGACAAGCUGACAGAACAGUAGUAUAUAAACUGAAGACCUUAAUAAAGUAUUGAGGAGUUACCAUCCUGCUCUGAAAUUCUUAAGCCUCUGGAAUUUUUUAACCUAAAGUAUUAAGAAAAUAGCAAGAGCUACUCCGGGUUGCAGUUAAUGGUCUCAACACGAAUUCAAGCUCCUUUUUUAAAGUAUUUGAUAUUUGUUAAAGCUCUGUUAAGAACACUUGUCUCUGUGUUCAGGACCCUUGGCAUCCAGAGUGUUGCUUCAAAAUAGUAUUGGGGGAGUGGAGGGAUUUGGGCAAACUUGGAAUUUAAAAGCCAGCUGUGGUAGAACGCAGAAGGAUAUUAUUUUUUGUGCUUGUUUUGGAAAACUACCUUCCCCAACCAAAACAAACACCACCACCUAGAGAGACCUGUGAGCUCUGCUGGCCCUGCUCCCCCAAGUCACUAGGAUUUGAGCAGGACAGUCUGUGAGCCUCAGGUAUGUAAUUCAGAGUCAUGACCUUGGGCAGCAACAGGGCGUGUGGAGUGCUAAUGUGUCUCUCCUAUAAGUAGAUGAUGCCAAGAUGAGCCUCUUGCAGCAGCGUGAAGAGGACUGGCAGGAGAGGGUUCUGGUUUAACAGUCUUCACAUUAGUGCAUAGGUAUCUAAGCAGUUGGUUUAGAUACUGAUGCAGCUAUGAAUGCUGCUCUGGUUUCAUGGGUUGCUUGUUCUGUCUGUGUGGGCAAAGACUUGACUUGCUGUGAAAUACCAAAAUUAUUUGAGACUUUAAACCUGAUGCAUUUUGUGUUCUGCUCUUGAUGCUGUGCUUAUCAAAGUGUCUUAUCUAUAUGUCUUUGAUUGUGAAAAAGGCCGUAUGCUUUUGCUUAGAGGGUUUAAGCCUUUCCAAACCUGUAAAUAUCAGUAUUAUCUAUCCAUAAAGAGAUUAUAUUGCAAUGGGUUAUGAAGUAUACUGAAUGGCACCAUUGACUGCUUAGAAAACAAGGUAAGAUUUGCUGUGUUGGACCUACAGCUGCCGUUCCCAUUGGGAAGAGGGUUGCCACUGAGCAGGAUGGUAGUGUGAUAACACGGAGCGCUGCCUUGUCUUUGCGCAGCACUGCUGCUUGGAUUUGGCAGGGUGAUCUGUUUGCACCAUGGUGAUGCUGUGCAGUUUUGUUGAAAAUGUGUAUCUGUCGCUUCUAGGUAGGAAUGAGGAGGAAAGGGAGGAGAAUGGGAUUCUGCCAGGUCAUUUUCCCUACAUGGGGAUGCAUAAGAGUAUCCAUUAAGAGAGAAAAAAAAACCCUGUGAUUUGCAUUCAUGCUACUUUCCUGCUGUCCUCUGUGCCUCAGAUUGCUUUUAACAUGCUGGGAGAUGGGAAGAAAGAGCUGAUGAGGCUUACCUCCCCCAGGGUGGCUUUUCUGCACACCUCAGCUAUUGAGCUGCCAAUAAUCCCUGCAUAGAAUUGUCAAAGGAAAAAAAUAGCCCAGAAAUACCCCCUUUUGAACACAGGAGCCCUUGAAUAGGAAGAGGAGAAUGAUUACACUUGAUUUAGCUUUGCAGUACAACUGCCUAGUUAUGAAAGAUCACAUCAAAAACCAGUUGGAUCUUAAAAGGAAAAAAGCCCCUUUUGGUGAAGUUUCAGGCAGGCUUUCAUGCAGAAUCUGCAAGUAACUUUUUCUCUCUGUGGUUUUCACUGAUUAGUUACUUGCUCCGUUUUGUGUAGGAAUGCUGAAAGGCAUUGUUUUCCUUCUACCCGCUUGCUUUUGUGAGGGCAUCAAAACCCCUAAGGGAUGGCAGGACUGGGAGAGAGGCUGUGACCAGAGCCGUUGCUUGUAGGAAAGCAUCCUAGGUGUGAGGAGCAGGCUCAUCUUCAUUUGUAGGAUCUUGUUUCCCUUGUAAAGGCAGACAGACAGUGGGAGGAUGGUUCCUAUGGGAAAAUAAAUUAUUUUGUUGGAUUGUGUUAGUUUACGCCAAGGGUGGUUAUAUUGACAUGUUGGGGAGCAGGGCAAUCCGUCAUGCAGACUUUUAAAAAAAAACCCAAAUAAAGAAACUCUUCCCAGCCUGCACUGGAAACCUUAACAUCUUCUCUGUGCAGUAGAUAAAUGGCCUGCAGCUGUACAUUUUUUCAGAUCACAAAGUCCUGGGAAAGCCAAAAUCCGUUUGUAUGUCGUGUUUCUAUGUGUCCCCCACAUGACGUGGGAAUGGUUUGGGUACUGGUGAGCUUGGUCACUUGCAGCUAUCCUGCAGGCUUCAAGCCUCAGUUUUCGUACAAGUUUGGAGGAUUCCUGAAAUGGGAUUUCUCUGCCUAAAUGUAGACUUUCCAUGUUGCAGCUGGGCAACUUCACCUGGGUUACAUACACCGUGACCCCCUUGCGUAUGUUCGAAACACCACCGGAGAAUAUAUUUUGUCUGAUGUAUUGUAGGUGUCCAGUUCAGGAUGGGAUGGGUCAUGCUCUGCAGGCAGGAGCCUCUGCACCAAAACCAAAAGGCUGAUGAUAAGCCAUGUAUUUGGGGUGUAUUAAGAGUUUCAGUCCUGUUCUUUGCCCAAAGUUUGCCCAGGUUUUGGUUGACCUGGCCCAUGCAGUGUUGUUUUUGAUCAGUGAAAUCAUAUGCUAGUUAGCUUGUACUUGGAAAUGGAAGAGUUUAUUUCAACAUGAAAUAACUAGUUCAUUGGAUGGAAACUUUUAUUGUAGUAAAGCAAACCUACUUCAAUUGCAAGUGGAGCAGCUUGGUAGCAAAGAGGGGUAACAGGGAAACAAAUUACUUCUUUAAAAACUUUCCAGCAGGGAAGAGCUGCUCUGUUCUGGAUGGCUGUUCUGUGGGACGCUCCAUGUGGGUAGCGAAUUACAGCUUUUUUGCUUGCAUUUCAGCUGCUGUGACAAACAAUGCAAAUGUCACAAGUUGCACAGCAGUGGGGCUCUCCGUUGUAAAUUACUUUGCUUGAAAACUGUAAUCUAUUAAAAUAAACAGAUUGGCCAACAAAAAGGAAUUUAAUAGCAUGCUUGUAACUAGUGCGCUGCUAAAUGCUGUCAGCUUGCUGUUGCUGAAAGUCGGUAUAACACAAGUAGGCCAGUGGUGUGAUACAGCAAAAAGUUACUGAUGAAUCUUUUAAGAGAAUUGUGGCCUAUGAAAAAAUGCUGAUUUUCAUGCAUAUUGUGCAGCUGCUUCCUCUCGAUGCUGGGGUUGCUUGUGUCUCCUUGAGUCACUUGUGGUUCUGGUGCUAGCGUGGGGGACACAUAAUGAAACACCGAAGAAUAUAAUUGCAAAAGAAGAGAACACAGAAAGGAAAUAAACCUUCCCUUCAACGAAAUACAAACAAAUUAUUCAUUUCAUUAAAAUAUCUGGGAAAAAAAGCAAUAGCACUGUUUUGGUCUAAACUGGUAUCUUUCGUUCUGGCAGUCCCACAGAUGGUUACAAAGAAGCUAGAAGAUUUCUGAGUUCCAGCUGACAAAAACCUCUUUGGCUCAAGUUCUGUAUUGACUUGACUCUGAUUUAAACUGAGUCAUAAUAAACAGAAAUUAUGGA